CCCAUAUAAAUAAAAAAGCCAUUUUAUUGUCAUUUAUGUUUUUUCCAAAACAAGUAAAAGUUCCAAUUUAUUUGAGAAGAAAAGUAUGAAAUUUAAAAUUAACGCUUUGAAUUGAAAGAAUAUUCAGACCAAUUAAAUCACGUGUCUUUUUCUUUAAAUUAGAAGAAUAACAUAAAAUACUUAAGCUGUUAAUAAUUUAAAUCUUUAUACUAACAGAAACGCUGCAGAUUUCUUACAGUAUCAGACUCUAGACUAUGUCUAGUAUGAGAUUAUUCAGCGUUUAAUAAAACUUGCUUUAUUUAUACUGCCCGCCCCCUCUCCGUUUCCAACGGGAAGUUGGGUUAUCGCACGUUACUGUUUGUUUUGUCUUUAGCAGCAGUGAGCGUGUCUAAGCUAUGCUCUGAUUGGACGGCGGCUCUCGUCCGUAUACCACUCGGUCCGCGUGCUGAUAAAAGAAGGCCCCGCGAGCCUAUGAGCACGCGUGCCGCUUUCUCUCCUGUACCGCGCACUCAAACUCAUCCGCGCCAACAAACUCUAUCCAAACCGGCCUGAGCUUCUGAAGAAAGCACUACCCACAGUUUAGCGAGUUCCCCCACCUUCUCCUUCUUCUACAGAGCGUUUUAGGAGUUACAACCUCUCCACUCCACCCCCUCCUUUUCCCCCUCCACCCCUCCUCAUCCUUACCCCUGACGCACGCGCCGUUUGGGUUCAGCUGGACUUCUUUUUGCCCCGCGCCCCUCUCUCCGCACAAGAGUUUGUGUUCCUUUUUAAACAUCAGUUUAUGGGAUUGCCCAUCCCCGCAGCCUUUUGCCUGGACCAGUGUGUGUGCGCGUGUGUGUGGGUUUGUGGGUUUUCUCCUGAGUGGACCCUGAGUGUGCAGUGUGUUUAACUGAAGAGAAGAAUGUCCACUUUAACGGGGACAGUGCCGAGGAUGAUGCGCCCAGCUCCAGGACAAAACUACCCCCGAACCGGAUUCCCCCUGGAAGUGUCAACUCCUCUGGGUCAGGGCAGAGUGAAUCAGCUCGGCGGGGUGUUCAUUAACGGCAGACCGCUGCCCAACCACAUCCGACACAAGAUCGUGGAGAUGGCGCAUCACGGCAUCAGGCCCUGCGUCAUCUCUCGCCAGCUGCGCGUGUCGCACGGCUGCGUCUCCAAGAUCCUGUGCAGGUACCAGGAGACUGGCUCUAUCAGGCCUGGAGCAAUAGGAGGGAGCAAGCCCAGGCAGGUGGCCACACCGGACGUGGAAAAAAGGAUAGAGGAGUACAAACGUGAGAACCCAGGCAUGUUCAGCUGGGAGAUCCGAGACAAGCUGCUGAAGGACGGAGUGUGUGACAGAAGCACAGUUCCUUCAGGUGAGGCCUCAUCUGUAAGCUCUAUCAGCCGGGUGCUUCGCGCCAGAUUUGGAAAGAAAGAGGACGAGGAUGAGUGUGAUAAGAAAGAUGAGAGCGGGGAGAAGAAAACGAAGCACAGUAUUGACGGCAUACUUGGUGAUAAAGGGGGCCGUGUGGAUGAAGGCUCGGAUGUGGACUCAGAGCCAGACCUGCCGCUGAAGAGGAAGCAGAGGCGCAGCCGCACCACCUUCACUGCAGAGCAGCUGGAGGAGCUGGAGAAAGCCUUUGAAAGGACACACUACCCUGAUAUCUACACCCGAGAGGAGCUGGCCCAGAGAACCAAACUGACCGAGGCUCGCGUACAGGUGUGGUUCAGCAACCGACGAGCCAGGUGGCGCAAGCAAGCUGGAGCCAAUCAGCUGGCUGCCUUCAACCACCUGUUACCAGGAGGUUUUCCAGGAACAGGCAUGCCCACGCUGCCCACGUACCAGCUGCCCGAGCCCACUUACCCUUCUACCACACUGUCACAAGAUGGCACCAGCACCGUGCACAGGCCGCAGCCUCUGCCCCCCUCCACCAUGCACCAGGGCGGCCUCUCCAGCGACAGCGGCUCCGCCUACGGCCUCUCGUCCAAUCGCCACAGCUUCUCCAGCUACACCGACAGCUUCAUGAGCCAGUCGGCUUCCAGCAACCCCAUGAACCCCGUCAACAAUGGGCUCUCUCCGCAGGUAAUGAGCAUCCUGAGCAACCCCAGCGCCGUGGCUCCUCAGCCGCAGCACGACUUCUCCAUCUCGCCCCUGCACGGCAGCCUAGAGGCCUCCAACCCCAUCUCAGCCAGCUGCAGCCAGCGCUCUGAACCCAUCAAGACGGUGGACAGCCUGGCCUCCUCCCAGUCCUACUGCCCGCCCACCUACAGCACCACCAGCUACAGUGUGGAUCCUGUCACAGCCGGCUACCAGUACAGCCAGUACGGCCAGACUGUCAGGCCGAGCGUCUCCAGUACGGACAGCUGGCCCACCCACAGCAGCAGUGGACUACCUGGCGAAGAAUGUGAGCUUGUCCACACAGAGGAGAAUGAAGCUGGGGGAGCACUCGGCCGUGCUGGGACUUCUACAGGUGGAGACAGGCCAGGCCUAUUGAUGCUCUCGUCCUCGAGACCACAGCUUCUCUUCUCCUUCGCCAGCAUUCCUCCAUCUUCCAUCACGACACUUCUCUAUUUCUAUCUCUCUCUCUUUCUCUAUCUCUUACUCUCUCUGCGCUGCGUGAGAAGAAGAGAACGACAGAGAAGGAGCUAAAAUCAUGGACAGCCUUAGACUCCUGACCUAUGGCUGAGUGAAUACAAAAGCCAUUUAAUAAACACUAGACACUCGAGUGCCGCCUCUCAUAUCUCUCUCUCUCUGUCUCUCCCUACAAAACCGCUUCCACUCUGAACCUCCUCAACCAUCUCAACAAAGAGACUCUUUCAGGGUCUCAGAGGGGCUGGAGGAAAGCAGCGUCUGUUAUCUGGGCCCGCAUCAGGGUCGCCGCGGUGCCCUAGCCGUCAGCAGUCAAUGUUCUGAUCACACACACACACACACACACACAGGCCUGCGAUGAUCGCGGCCCCGCUGCCCUCUUCUCUGAAAUGUUCAUAAGACUGACUCCAAAUGAUGGUAUUUCGAUUAUAUUUGAUAUAAUGAUUGUGGUUGUUUCUAUUACCGUUGCAAAUUAUUAUUGUAAUGAUGUUCUGUUUUUUUUUUAUUAUAUUAUUAUUAAUAUUAUUAUUAUUAUUAUUUCGUCGUUUCGGGUUCCUCUGCAAAGGUCUGUUUUUUAGCACGUUGUGGAGGUGAGCAUGGAGAGAGGCUGAUAGCUUUUCGAGCUGCCUGCAAUGCGUGUUAUUCGACCUUCACAUUUUAAUCUCAAGCUUGACAUUCCGAGAGAUCUGGGCGAGUCGGUGGGGUGUCUAGCUCAGCGGAGUCCUCUGGGGGGAGAGAGAGUGGCCAAUGAGGGCUCCAGGAAUUUCCAAUCCCUUUCCUUUUCCCUUCGUCCUCACAUGUAGCGGCCACUGGGAAAAAAAAAACAACAACAGCACAGUGGUUAGAAAUAUAAAUACGUAUAAAAUGUUAAAAAAGUCUUAAAGCGAUGGGAGCAGCAGCCUUUUAAAGCCUUUUUAUGUUUUAAUGGGAGAGAACAGUCAUCAGUAUUAUUUAUGGUGAGUUUGUCUUAUAGAGAAGGAAGACAGCACUGACAUUCCUCAAGCAUUAAACCUAGAAAAUUACUUAAUUUUUGAUUAAAGCAAUCAAUCUUAUUCAAUUUUACUGAAGUAUUUCCACUUAAAGAUCUUAAAGCACAAGUAACCCCUGAAUUGCACAUGGACUUUAGUACUUUUCCAAACUAUUUUAGGGCAGUAUGUGUAUUGCCUUUACAUUAUAGCAUUUUAGUUCUAAAACGGUGCUCGAUUCCUAUUUUUUUUUUUACACAUUCCAGUCAGAAUAUUAUUACUGCCUCCGUAUUUCGACCUAUAUCGGCACACUCUGUAGUUCUAUAAUUACAGACUAUAGUUGAACUGUUUCUCUGCAUACUUUAAUAUUCACCUUCCGUUCACCUUGUUCUUCAAUGCUCAGGACUCCACAGUACCACCACAGAUCAGGUUAAGCUACUAGCUGUUUGGGCGAUGGGUCAUUCUCACCACUGCAAUGAUACUGACAUGGUGGAGGUGGUUUGUUAUAAAUAGAUCAGACACUGUAUUUAAACACCUCAGCAUCACUAACAAUACAGUACCUGUUAUAUCUGGUUCGUGGUGGUCUCUCCUGUAGGAUCCUGAUCAUUGAAGAACAGGCUGAAAGGAGGAUAAUAAAGCAUGCAGAAAAACAGAUACAGGAUUACAGACUGUUAUAAAAGAACAGUCUAUAGAAAAAAGUGAUUAACUAUGCUUAUAUAUGUGGAGCUGAUAAGAUGAUAAGACAAAGAAAGUAACUCAAGAAACUGGUCAUAGAGGUGGUAAUAAUAUUCUGACUGAACUGUGUAUAUAACUACAGCUCUGUGGAAAAAAAAAUAAAAGACCACUUAAAAAUGAUGAGUUACUUUGAUUUUACCAAAUUGAAAACCUCUGGAAUAUAAUUAAGAAAAAGAUGGAUGAUCACAAGCCAUCAAACCAAGCUGAACUGUUGAACUGUAAUUGUUUGCACCAGGAGUGGCAUUAAGCUAUCCAAAAGCAUUGUGUAAGACUGGUGGAGGAGAACAUGCCUGAAAAUGCACGAAAACUGUGAUUAAAAACCAGGGUUCUUCCACCAAAUAUUGAUUUCUGAACUCGUAAAACUUUAUGAAUAUGAACUUGUUUUUUUUUUUGCAUUAUUUGAGGUCUGAAAGCUCUGCAUCUUUUUUUUUGUUUCAGCCAUUUCUCACUUUCUGCAAAUAAAUGCUCUAAAUGACAAUAUUAGUAGUUAAAUCUAAAUAGCAAAAUCAGAGAAACUGAUUCAGAAAGUGGUCUCUUAUUUUUUUCCAGAGCUGUAGAUGACAUUCCACAUUUUCUUUCUUUUUCUUGUUUUGUUCCUGUAUGCUGCCUUUCUGUCAACAACUCAAUCACAGGUAUACAUUCAGCAAUGAUUACCUCACAGUUUGCAGUUGAAAUGUAGAUUCUAGAUUUUAUAGGGCAUUGUUUGAGCUCGGAUUUCAAACUACUUUUGCUUCUUAUGAAGAUGAAAAAGAACAAAACUGUAGUAGCACUUGAAUGUGAAUUGGUUGUUGAUGAGAAAAAAAAAAACAGACCAAACAGCUUUGUUUAAGAGUGGAGUAGACGAGAUUUAUUGCCACGGUGUCUAAAAAUUCCUUAAAAACUACGACAAAUGAUUUGCUCUCUUUUGGUUUCUUUCUUAUACCCAAGAUACAAAAGAUAAACUGCUUGUAUGUAAAUUUCUCAUUUAUGUAAGAAGUGUCUAAAAAAGCUAAAUCCCUCACAGGAGAAGGUGUUGAUUGAUUUUGAGCCACAUAAAUAAUCAGUGUUAUGAGUUUACAUUUUUUCCUUUGAUUCCCUACUUAAAGUCUCAAUAGAGCACCUCACUCACAACGCUCUACAAAUCACAGCAUCGUUACACAGCGACAGGACCUCCACGACCAGGAUGAACUGAGAGUGAACUGAGAGCUCAGACACUUUACCUGCUGUCCAGGACCAACACCCGCCCAUUCCUGGGUGCCGCCCAGAAAUGCACCGUGACAAUGCUAAUGGGGGCUGGUGGGUGGAGCUUUUCCAGACUGAACCAAUCAGAAACUAUCGACGAGCCCACGUCCAGGCCACAUCAUGACCCAGCGCCCAGGCUAACGCAUGUAUUCAGGAAAAACGAAAACCAACUCACUCAGGCACACGACCUCGUGCCAACAAAGACUGCUAGCAUUUCAUUUUAACACUUCAAACCUUUUGUAAUAAAAAUAAGAAAGACAAAAAAGAAGAACUGUAAAGAAAAAAAAAGCGUUUUUAGUGUGUAGCACUCAUUUCUAACACAAGCAUUAAUCUACCUUUGAGAUAUUUAAAGCACUAUUUUACUUGGCGGUGUUGGCGCCGCCUCCCCAAAUUGCUUUCUAGCUUCAGUUGGACCAUCACGUUCACAUUCCUACGUAGAUCACUCCUUUUUCGGUUGUUUUUUUAUGUUUCUCCAAACGUUUGUAAUUUGCUUUGUUAUCUUUUUUUUCU
Molecule: messenger RNA, 5997 nt
Organism: Astyanax mexicanus (Mexican tetra)
Lineage: Eukaryota; Metazoa; Chordata; Actinopteri; Characiformes; Acestrorhamphidae
Gene: pax7b
Product: paired box 7b
Exons: 10
Coding region: 902-2626 (574 amino acids)
Biological process (GO): anatomical structure development; regulation of transcription by RNA polymerase II
Molecular function (GO): RNA polymerase II cis-regulatory region sequence-specific DNA binding; DNA-binding transcription factor activity, RNA polymerase II-specific
Source: RefSeq, a predicted model, not a curated record